AAAAAUAUCUCCGACUUGAAAGCUAAAACCGCCAGUUCCCCUUCCCCACUUCUGAGCUCGAAACAAUCUCAGAAAUGGUCGAACGAUAUACAGAUGACACAUGCGCGGAGGCUCUUGUUGCCGUUUAGGGCAUAUCUUGUUGGUUGUUCUCGUUCGAAUUCAUUGUUCUACUAUCCAAGAAAUACAGUUCAAUGGAACUAUGAACAGUUGAAGUUGUGGGUAAAGGGCUUCCAACCUGUCCUGCAGGACGGUGCGGUAAGAUUUCAAUAUCGAUUGAUUUCCCAAAGACGAUGUAUUCAAACUCUCUGCUUUUCAGGAAUAACAUUAAGCAUGGGGAGUAUGUCUGUCCAGGGGUCAUUUUACCUUUGGCCACGUGUUGCAUAUGCUAUGGAUGGCGAAAAGAAUACAUUUGCUGAAGAGGAUAAUACAGACUUGAUCGGUGGUCCAGGCCUCUUUAAAGAUGAUCCAUACUCCUUUCGGGCAUUGGCAAGGAAAUUCUGGCUUCCUGUGUUUCUUCUUCUGACUAUUUUUACUGGUUGGGGUCAUCCAAUUGUUCUUACAGUAAAAGUUCUUCUUUUUCUCCUGAGCACGAAUCCCAGUCCUUUCUCAGUUUACCUGUUUAUUGAGCAGUUUUUAAAUACAAAACUUCUCUUUUACCACCAACAAUAUAUAAAAGUGACUUCAUUGGUGGCCUGAGACUUGAUUUGACUUACAUCAGAUAUCUAUAGCCAACAUGAGAGAAAUGUGUCUCUCACCAAGCAAUGGUACAGGAAAGUUUACAUAGGGUGAAAGUUUAAUGUUGGGGAGACUAUCUUGGUCCUUUGCCAUUGCCAACCUUAAGAAUGCAAUGACAAAAAACAUUUUUGUUGAGUUGAAGAAUCAGAUCAUAUUUGUCUGCUGAAGUUUAAACAUUAGGCUUGGCCUUUCAUCGUUUUAUACAUCCCCCGUAUCCUUUUCUUCAUUGGUAUGAUUGUCAGAGAAAAAAAAUUGUAACUACAAGCAUCACUCAUUUGAGAUGAAAGCUCAAUACUGUAGAAUGGCUUCUUUUUUGUUUCUCCAGCCUAAGAUCUGGGGAAUAGAUGUCUUGAAUUACACAAUCUUCAUGUAUGAUCUAUGAUGCAUAACUUUUUCAUGAUAAAUGAAAUCUUUUUCCUUC
Messenger RNA from Macadamia integrifolia, 1156 nucleotides. RefSeq lists its product as uncharacterized. The record is from RefSeq and is a predicted model, not a curated record. The transcript has 5 exons. Lineage: Eukaryota; Viridiplantae; Streptophyta; Magnoliopsida; Proteales; Proteaceae. Bases 94 to 696 code for a protein of 200 amino acids.